ACGCCAUUACCUACCGGUUUCAAUAUGGGCGAUCUGCUACAAACAAAGUGAAAAUUGGAGCUCUGUUUGAACAUUUUUUUACCCUCGCAUAAUGAUGUACUUGUUAUUUAGAAAAUGAGGUUUCUAAAUCUAGAGACCUGACAUUAAGCGACCCUUUUUUUUCGAGGGGCAUUAGCACAUCUAACGUAGAGCCCAUGACAAAGCCGGGAUUUGGCACCUGAGUAAAGAUUGAUACUGCUCUGGUUGUCGGCAACAAAUUCUGCUGUUGUUAUUCACACCUCCCACUUAUUUCGAAUUCGAUAACAGAAAUUCGUUAUCUUGUCGCUAAUGGAACUACACAACAGUCGGUAGUCUGUCGUGGCUAUGUUUAUUAGUGUCUUUGGUCCUGUCGUCGUACUAUAAAACUAGUCGUCAGGAUUCAUAGACAUCGAUCACCAUGAUUUUAAGUGCAAUAUUACUUUUAUGCACCUGCACACCUACACGAUAUGCCUAUCAACAUGACAGUUACGUUGUAACAAUGAACGACAAUGAUAGACAAUGGAACAAAGACUUUUCUUUGCACAAAAGAAAAUCUGACGUUGGUGAAGAGCGGUACCAGCCAACAUGGGAUAGUUUGGAUAAACGACCGAUACCAGACUGGUACGAAAAUGGGAAAAUUGGAAUUUUCAUUCACUGGGGUGUAUUCAGCGUUCCUAGCUUUGGUUCUGAAUGGUUUUGGAGUAACUGGAAGGGUGAGGCUCCCGAUGGAAAGUAUCAUGAAUUCAUGAAGCAGCGUUAUCCUCCGGACUUUACCUAUCAAGAUUUUGCCCGAGAUUUCACUGCUGAAUUUUUCAAUGCCACCGAGUGGAGUGAACUAUUCAAGGCAGCAGGAGCUCAAUAUGUUGUACUAACAAGCAAACAUCAUGAGGGGUAUACUUUGUGGCCUUCAAAAUAUUCCUUCAGCUGGAAUUCUGUAGAUGUUGGGCCUCAUAAGGAUCUAGUAGGAGAAUUAGCACAGGCAGUCAGAAAUAACACAGAUCUGAAAUUUGGGCUGUAUCAUUCCAUGUACGAGUGGUUUAAUCCUAUGUACCUUCACGACAAGGAGAACAACUACGAAACUGAUAUGUUCGCAACGCAAAAAAUUUUUCCCGAACUUCUUGAGCUGGUAGAACAAUAUCAGCCCGAAGUGGUCUGGUCAGACGGAGACUGGGAUGCGUCUGACGAGUACUGGAAAUCGAAGGAAUUUUUAGCCUGGUUAUACAACGACAGUCCUGUCAAAGAUACCGUCGUAGUCAAUGACAGGUGGGGAUCAAACAUGCCAUGUCACCAUGGAGGAUUCUAUACUUGUACAGAUCGAUAUAACCCUGGUGUACUCCAGCCUCACAAGUGGGAAAAUUGUAUGACGAUCGACAAGAAAUCUUGGGGUUUCCGAAGGAAUGCACCUCUAGCAGACUACCUUACGUUAAAGGAGUUGGUCAAAGAAUUAGUAGUGACAGUGAGCUGCGGUGGAAAUCUCCUGAUGAAUGUUGGACCGACCAAAGACGGGAUCAUCUCACCUAUUUAUGAGGAGAGGCUGCGUGGCUUAGGAGCGUGGCUAGCCACGAAUGGAGAGGCAAUUUAUAGCAGCAGACCUUGGACCGUACAGAACGACACGAUAACUGGUGACGUCUGGUAUACGCAGAGUGCAGACAAGCAGAAGGUUUACGCGACUCUUUUGUCUUGGCCUGCUAAUGACUUGUUACGUCUAGGGGCAAUCCAACUGCCACAAAAUGCUGAAAUAUACUUGCUCUCGACUUCCAAACGUCUGAAGUGGGUCCAAAAUGACAACUAUGUCAUCAUACAUUUACCAUCAAGCGCGCAGAAGGGAGAACCCGCAUGGACGAUUCGAUUCGAAAAAGUGAAGUAAAUACCAAAUAUCGUACCAUUAUUAUUAAUUCUACGCGUAAUACUAAGCAUAGAAUAUUUGUACACAAGAUAUAGUAACAUAUGAAUUUUUAUUCACGUAUGAAAUGUAGUUACAUACCAACAUUAUUAUAGUACAGAAUGUAAUAAUCAGACGACUUUCAUACCUA
This is a messenger RNA of Athalia rosae (coleseed sawfly), 2051 nucleotides long. It is a transcript of the gene Fuca, whose product is annotated as alpha-L-fucosidase. Bases 437 to 1885 code for a protein of 482 amino acids. Lineage: Eukaryota; Metazoa; Arthropoda; Insecta; Hymenoptera; Athaliidae. Gene Ontology annotation, molecular function: alpha-L-fucosidase activity. Gene Ontology annotation, cellular component: lysosome. The transcript has 6 exons. The record is from RefSeq and is a predicted model, not a curated record. Gene Ontology annotation, biological process: fucose metabolic process; glycoside catabolic process.